AUGCAGAUGCAGAAGAAUUCAAUGGAACUAGCUCAAGCUAUUAAAGAAUUAGAAGAAAGUACUGCAGCAUUAGAAUCAACUUAUGAAGCAAAACCAUCAGUUCAAAAGAAGUGUAUGUCUGAAGGUAGAAUAUUUCAUACAGUUGAUUAUUACUGUACUUAUAAACAUUUUUAUUCAAAAUCAAAAUCUACAAAAGUUAAGAGUGCUGCAGUUAUUGGUGUCGCUAGUGAGGGUAUGCAUGCUCAAUCUCCCAAAUUAUUUUAUGCAGAUUUGCUAUUAGACAAAUAUUUCACCAUACCACAUAGUGGCUAUAUACAUGAAGCUUAUAAAGCAGCAGUAGCGGCUAAACGCCCAGCUUCAACUUCAGGAUUACCUAUAACUAAUUUAAGAACAAAUAGUUUAAAACGAAAUGGUAACUCAAGUGCUUCGAAGCCACCACCUCCUGUACGUAGAUCAUCCUCUGUGUCAAGUGGAUCGGGGGCUAUAGCUAAGGUUAGAGCUUCACCUCCACACCAGAGAGGACCACCAGUGACUGCACCUAAACCGCCAAGUAAAGUCUUUUCUGGUAAUCAGAACAAUGGUAGGCUAUCUCACGAUGGACCUUAUGCUGAACUGCAAUUAAUACAAAAUAGUAUCAAACAUCAGCAACAGCAAAAACAUAAUUAUCAGCAACAGCAACUUUAUCAACAACAACACUCUGGACCUGUUUCUUUAAAAGCAAUACCUAUAUCACCAGAUAGAUCCAGCACAGGAUCUAUAUCUUCAUCAAUAAGUAGCAGUUCCCAUUAUGCUAUAUCUGUUGUUCAAGGGCAGAAUGUUAGUGACACUCAACACAUGCAAGGCAUGAGCAAUCAGUUUGCCACCAUGAAUAUGCAGCAUAAUGUACAGGGUAGUGAUGAGAUUGAUUUCCCUCUCCCUCCAACUGAUGAUGAACUAAAGGAAAUAGAAAAGAUCUAUAGCAGGCCACCACCCCAGCUACCAGCUGCAAGUGAUUUGGAAUUUGUUAAGGAGUUAAAGCGUAGGGUGAUAGCUGAGGAUGGCUCUGAUGUUUAA
Molecule: messenger RNA, 1053 nt
Organism: Lottia gigantea (owl limpet)
Lineage: Eukaryota; Metazoa; Mollusca; Gastropoda; Lottiidae
Exons: 5
Coding region: 1-1053 (350 amino acids)
Source: RefSeq, a predicted model, not a curated record